AUCUUCUUCUCUCUUGCUCUAGCUCUCUAAUGAUGGAACUCCUCUCCCUCCCCACCCUCCUUUUCCUCUUCCUCCUCUCCUUCUACCUCUCCAUCUACUUCCUCCUCCCCAAACCACCCAAACCCACCACACCUCCUCCCAAAGGCUUCAAACAAUACCCGGUCAUCGGACACCUGCCGGACUUCCUCCACAACCGCCACCGUUUCCUCGACUGGACGACGGAAUUGCUGGCGGGCAGCCCGAACAACACGGCCGUCUUCCGUCGCCCAAACGCGGACGGUGUGAUGACGGCCAACCCGUUAGUCGUGGAGCACAUGCUCAAGACCAACUUCGAAAACUACCCGAAGGGGAUACAUUUCCUGUCGAUUCUGGGGGAUUUUCUCGGCCAGGGGAUUUUCAAUGCCGAUGGGGAAAACUGGAAGCACCAGCGGAAAACGGCGAGCUACGAAUUCAAUACCAAGUCACUCCGCAGCUUCGUUAUGGAGAGUGUCAAGUCUGAGGUGGAAGCCAGGUUGAUUCCAAUCCUACAAAGAGCUGCAGCGGCAUCCGGAACUACUAACCGCAUUCUGGACAUGCAAGAUGUUCUCGAAAGGUUCGCGUUUGACAACAUAUGUAAGGUGGCUUUCAAUGUCGAUCCCGGGUGUCUCGGGGGAGACGCCACCGCCGGCACGGAGUUCAUGCAGGCGUUUGAAGAGGCGGCCAACCUCAGCUCCGGCAGGUUUUUUUACGCGGUGCCAUUUUUCUACAGAAUCAAGAGGUACUUCAACCUAGGCUCCGAACGCAGGUUAAUGAAGUCGAUAGCAACGGUACACGAAUUCGCAGAUAACAUCAUAAGAAAAAGACUCGAAGAGAAAAGUGCAAACACAGAGGAAGACUUGCUUUCGAGGUUCAUCGGAAGCACAGAGGAUCACUCGCCUGAGUUUCUCCGCGACAUCGUCAUAAGCAUCAUUCUUGCCGGACGGGACACCACCUCGUCCGCUCUCACGUCUUUCUUCUGGGUCGUAUCGUCCCGGCCAGACAUCACAAAUAACAUACUACAAGAGCUCAAAUCUAUCAGGGCCCGUAACGCGAAACACGUCGGCGGGCCAUACAGCUUCGACGAGCUACGCGAAAUGCAUUACCUCCACGCAGCGAUUUCGGAGGCACUGCGGCUGUACCCACCGGUGGCGAUCGACUCCAAGUUGUCCCUCAACGACGACGUGUUGCCUGACGGCACAAUGCUCAAAAAGGGUUGGUUCCUGACGUACAGCUCGUACGCGAUGGGUAGGAUGGAGAGCAUAUGGGGAAAAGACUGUCGCGAGUUCAAGCCCGAGAGGUGGCUGGAGAACGGGGUGUGCAAGCAGGAGACGCCGUUCCGGUUCCCGGCUUUCCACGCGGGGCCGAGGAUAUGCCUGGGGAGGGAGAUGGCGUACAUCCAGAUGAAGUCGAUCGCCGCGGUGGUGGUCGAGAGGUUCGAGCUCGACGUGCUGAACAGAGGGGAGUGUCCGGAGCACAUGUUGUCUUUGACUAUUAGGAUGAAAGGCGGGUUGCCUGUGUUGGUUAAGGAAAAAAACUGAUCUCCAUGAGCUUUUGAGGCACCGCCACAAUUAUGUUAUGUGAUGUCUCCAUGUCAUUUAUGGUCAUGCGAUUACGUGAAAUCCAUAACUGAAUGUAUUAACCUCCAACGAAUGUUUAGUCAAAUAGAGUGUUAUGGUACCAUGUGAUGGUGUCCGAGACCAAUGAAUAAUGAUUAUUAUGCGUU
Messenger RNA from Rhododendron vialii, 1741 nucleotides. RefSeq names its product cytochrome P450 CYP94D108-like. The transcript is spliced from 4 exons. NCBI's taxonomy places the organism in Eukaryota, Viridiplantae, Streptophyta, Magnoliopsida, Ericales, Ericaceae. Bases 30 to 1556 code for a protein of 508 amino acids. Gene Ontology annotation, molecular function: heme binding; oxidoreductase activity, acting on paired donors, with incorporation or reduction of molecular oxygen; monooxygenase activity. The record is from RefSeq and is a predicted model, not a curated record.